UCUGUCAGAAUCGAGCAGCCGGAGAAGCAGCCCGCUGACCGGUUUGGAAUAAGAAAGCACUUGGAGCUCCCUUUUGAAGCGGGUUUGCGAAUUGCCGGUGGGGCCCAGGCAACCCAAACCAGCAGCAGCUCUGCACAGCAGCGUGCCGGACGUCGUAACAUGGACAUUCCGUCCGUAUGUGUGACUUGGAAGUGCGUUCCCGCAUCUUCUCAAUGCCGUGACAGAUAGGUGUGCGUGGAUAAGCGGGUCUCAUCACCGGAGCAUCUCCGAGUGCCUGUUGUUUCCAACAUUUUUUCUUCUUUUUUUUUUCCCCGAAUGUGCGGAAACGUCGUCGUCGCCUGUUGUGCUUGUUAAGUGUGUGGAUAACGAUUGCGGUUUCUCUGUGCUCAAACAACGUGAGGUGACACCGCUGCACGCUGCGAUAUCGACGUGACUGGCGAAGCAGAAGGUAUCGAAGAAGAAACGAACCUCAAAAGUUAACAGAAACCACAGACUGCAACAUCUCUGCAUUACUGCAUUACUGCAUUACGGAACAACACAGAUACGAUGACUCGUCCGAACCUCAAGCCCCUGUUGAGUUCAUUCGUUGUUAUGGUCAUGUCUACAGCGAGGUCAUACGCCACAGAGAGCACAUCUCACUGUUCACAAGAACACACAUCAUACGAGAGGAUUUCUGGGUUCAAAGUGGCCGACUUCAUUGGGGGGCUGAAAACCCCAAAGCCUCAGACGUCAGCAGAGGACUGCUACAAGAGGUGCCUUGAAGACGAUCGGUGUCGAGGGUACAGCGUCAACCAUUUGAGGCAGGCUUGUGCGCUCACGUGGUUCGACGUGGCCAAUCGUUCCGAUUAUCUGCUGCCAGACCCCAACUGGAGCUUCCAUCGGAAGAUAUGUCUUACAGAAAACCCGUGUCUCAGGCACUGGUCUUUUGAACGCGUUCCUGGAUACCAACUUCUGGGAUUCGAAGACAAGUCUGUUCCAGGUGUUGUCAAUCAGGACGCCUGUCUACAGUUAUGUACUUCGGAGAAGGCUUUCGCGUGCAGGUCGAGUAGGUACCAGACAUCCAAGCAGCGCUGCGUCCUGAGCAGGCAUGACCGCAGGACGGCCGCGGAGGCUUUUCGGAGCGCGGGCGGAAGCACUGACGUCAUCUACAGCGAGAAUCAAUGCGUCUCUGAACCGCAAAAGUGCCAGUUCAGGUCCAUGCACGGCCGUGAUCUGAGCAGUGGUCACGUAUACGUGGACGAGUCGGCCACAUCACAUACUCUGUGCCAGGAGUCUUGCAUGAACCACACGGACUUCGUCUGUCGGAGUUUCGUCUAUGACCAAUCGCGUCACCUCUGUCUUCUAAGCCCGGACGACAGCUACACUACUCUACACGACGUCAACUUUGAGGUCUCCAGUGAUACGGACAGACGAUUGUACGAGAAAGGCUCUUGUAUUGACGUGGAAAUGCGCUGUGAAGCCACAGCAAUGACGGCCAUCAUUCACGUCACAUCUUCCUUCCGAGGCAAGGUGUAUUCCGUUGGCCACCCGCACCAGUGUUACUCCACAGCAGUCACAGAUACGGGACACGUGGCUCUAACCGUGCCGCUGCAUGGCCGACAGUGCGGCACAAAGAACCUGGGUAAUGGUACGUUCCUGAACAGCAUCGUUGUACAGCACCAUCCGUAUGUUCUUCAAAGCAUGGACAGGAGAAUUGACAUCUCUUGUGACUACGAGGAAGUUGAGAGGACACUCCGCGGCGGGAAGCAGGUCCUUGAAGGGGACCUACAGAGCUUGACCCAAGUGAUCACGGGUCUAGCCCCAACGCCCCCGGUUCGACUGAAGGUUGUCAACGGGUCGGGAGAUGAAGUCGCUGGCGUUGACUUGGGUGACCCUCUUUUUCUCAAGGUCGAGAUGCAGGACGAAGCUGUGUUCGGCAUAUUUGGAAGCACGUUGACGGCCAAAAGCGGCGAAGGAAGUGAAACAAUCCUACUCCUCGACGAUAAAGGAUGCCCCGUGGAGCCAUCUGUCUUUCCUGGAUUCGAGCGGGAGCCUUCUUCCAAGUCAUUGCUAGCGCCGUUCCAGGCAUUUCGCUUCGCUUCGGACAGCACUGUCAAGUUCCAGAUGACUGUGUCCUUUUGCCUCGAUGUCUGCCCUCCUCCUAAGUGCGCCGGUGAAGAGAACGACCUUGGACGAGGUGCUGGAAGGCGCCUGCACCGGCGGUCUGCUCCGGCGCCUGUUACGGCGGACAAGCAUGCCUUCGAGCUCCAGACGGGAGAUAUUGUCACAGAUGUCACCAUGGAAAGUGCUCUCUUUAUAGUCAAGAACCUCACCCCUGCGCCACAAACAUCCGAUGGAUUCCGCAAUGGAGACUUGCCAAAAGUGACUGAUGAAACAGCGAGCACCUCAAGCGGCAUAUGCCUCACCAGGCCUGUGGUUUACACUCUGGCAACCUUGAUUGGCGUCGUACAGCUCGUCAUCUUCAGCGCCUGUUGCCUGUUGCUGUUCGUCAACCGAAAGUGGCGACUUACUAGGAAACGCCUGGCAACAAUGCACUCGAGCAGCCGAGCCUCUGUGUCCAGCAAGUCGGAACUCUUUCUCAGGACGUAGCAGCAACCAGAGCAGCAAUUUCUUUUCGAGCGUCCAUUGCGUUAGUUUCGGUAUCGAACAUCGUAAGGAAGCAUAAGUCGAAACCGGGACGGAAAAUGCCUUUGUAAAUUCAAACCUUGUCAACUUGUUGUGUCUCACUGGGCCUAAGCUAGUGGGAAGGCGUGAUCCACUAGCUGUGUCUAUUGGGCAGCGGUGAGCGUGUUAUCAACCAUACGCGUUAAUCAAAAUAGUUUUUUUAUGAUGCGCUAAGAGUAUUCCCUGAAAAUGUUAAAAAUGAUGGAAUAUUUACGAGUGGGAAGAGAAAGCAGGUACAGAUUCGACUUAUCUAAGCUUUGCGGGAAUUUCAUAAGUCUAGAAGUCGCGAGAGGUAAAUCGCCCCUUAGAAGUUCAGGAAAGCCGAUGCCUGCAUUUACUGAAGGAUAAGUGCAACCCUUCUUGAGCAAAGCAACAACUCGUGUCACACACACACAGCGCAACCUGCAGCUUCGGCACAUCGACAUGAUAGGUAAAUCUGGUUGAGGCUUGACUAUUUUCUCUGAUCUCAUUCCUACUUUCAAACCCCACUUUCCCCCUUUGUUUCCUUACUGUCGAUGCGGCCGAAGCAGCAGUUGGUAGGAGAUCCCCAGCGACAUUUUUCAGCUUGAUGAACCCACUAUACAGACUGUAAACUGCGUUAUGCGUUGAUGGUUUUGACUUGCAGCGAAAAUGGUGGGAAACUGUCAAUCAUGGAAAGAAAAAGGGGGCGUCGAGUUUUCGUCUACGAGAUGCUGCCUCGUCGCACUUCCUUGUAGGUUUUACGUUUGCCCAGUAGGAUUUGGGUGAGAAGUUGUUGCUCAAUCCCGUGUAUAAAAAAUAAAGGAAAAGUGCGUUGUCAACAUACUGGCAGAUCACGCAUCGGUUUAACAAAUUGUGUUUGGCUCACAUUCCAAUUUCUUUAACCGGUGUUUUUCUGUUGAGACGACCAGGUAGGAGUUUACUGGUCCCUUCGUUUUUUUUUUGUUUUUUUUUUCUUUCACGUGAUAUGUUUGCGUAUUAUUUCUUAGUGUUCAAAGCCUCGGGAAUGUGUCUAGCGUGCUCUAUUUUUUGUACUUUUCCCUCUUUAGCUACUUUGGGCAGAAAGGUUUUUCUCACGCCUGUAUUGUCAGCGAUGCUACAGGGACAUCUUGACGGUCUUUCUGUAUUGUCUGCGUUGUACCUUCAUGUUAUUUAUGCUCGAUAAAAGGCUUUUUUUUUUGUUUACCACCGCCAUGUAAAGUACAAGUUCCAUGCUGAAUUUUGUGCUUCGCUUGCUUUCUGCUGUACUGAAGGCAAGCAGACGUCCUCUAGGGUGUUGUGUAUGAGCGGAGAGUAUAGGAUUUCGUUGUGUAGUGCUCUAGUCUUAUCUCUAUUUUCUAUUGUCUUGUUGUUUCCUGUUUCCGAUCACUAUUUUGUAACGAAGACGAAACGCAAUAAACUCGAAUAAC
This is a messenger RNA of Ornithodoros turicata, 4052 nucleotides long. RefSeq lists its product as uncharacterized. NCBI's taxonomy places the organism in Eukaryota, Metazoa, Arthropoda, Arachnida, Ixodida, Argasidae. The transcript has 14 exons. Bases 547 to 2589 code for a protein of 680 amino acids. The record is from RefSeq and is a predicted model, not a curated record.